Messenger RNA from Episyrphus balteatus (marmalade hoverfly), 1067 nucleotides. RefSeq names its product peptidoglycan-recognition protein SD-like. NCBI's taxonomy places the organism in Eukaryota, Metazoa, Arthropoda, Insecta, Diptera, Syrphidae. The transcript is spliced from 5 exons. Gene Ontology annotation, biological process: peptidoglycan catabolic process. The record is from RefSeq and is a predicted model, not a curated record. Gene Ontology annotation, molecular function: N-acetylmuramoyl-L-alanine amidase activity; zinc ion binding. The coding region runs from base 318 to 1058 and encodes 246 amino acids.
GCUUCAAUUCAUUGCAGAAUCUUUCUCUGUCGUUUUCUUAUUGCACAUACUUAAAAGAGUAGUACUUAAUUAUUUGUUUGAGUUCUUCAAGUAAAAAACAAAAUAAUGAUUCAAACUUAAUAACUGAUAAGCUUUCAAAGUGGGAAGUCCCUUUCUAAUUUGAAUUAUACUAAAGUUAAAUUGGAAAAUAUUAAUAAAAGUUUUUUAUUCCAAUAAAGAGGGAAAAUUUGUUCAAUCUUUUAUGUGUUGUGAAAACAAAACAAAUAAGAUACCAGUUUUUAACCAAAAGUAGUUUUUUAAUAACACCGAUUUUCGUAAUGGCCAUUGGGACUUCUGUACUUGAAGAUAUAAACUUACAUAAGGAACCGGAUACACAAAGCCCUCAUAUUUGUAAGCAUUAUAGUUCGAAACAAGGAAAAUAUAAAUUAGCUAUCAUUUCCACGGUUGUUGUUAUGCUCGUAAUAAUAAUUGGAUUUUUAAUUUUAAAUCGCUCAACAGAGUGUCAAAAAUCAAGUUCUGUGUCUUCGGAACCUGAAAAAAUAGAUGAUUUACACAUAAUAUCCAGAGAUGAAUGGUUGGCUCGACCACCAGUUGAACAACAAGAAUUGGUAGAGUUGGUACUUCCAAUUCAUCGUGUUAUUAUUGCUGAUACUGCAACUUAUAAUUGCAGCACUCAGGCUGCUUGCAGUUAUAGAAUUCAAACAAUUCAAAAUUACCAAAUGGAUUCUAUACUCUUCAAUGACAUAGCCUAUAAUUUUCUAAUUGGUGGCGAUGGAAAUAUUUAUGUAGGACGUGGUUGGGAUGCCCAAGGUGCACAUACAAAAGGAUUCAAUGUGGAUAGCAUUUGUAUUGCAUUUAUUGGUACAUUUUCAACAACAAGUCCACCAGAGAAACAACUUAAUGCUGCAAAAAGGAUGUUAAACGAAGGUGUAAGACUUAAUAAGCUUGUAGAAAACUAUAAGCUAUAUGGCGCUCGGCAGUUAAGUGCAACAUCUAGCCCUGGAAAUGCUUUGUAUGAAAUUAUUAAAACUUGGCCUAAUUGGUCUAAUCAAAUAUAAUUUAGAACA